Messenger RNA from Solea senegalensis (Senegalese sole), 3531 nucleotides. RefSeq names its product ninein-like (gene ninl). NCBI's taxonomy places the organism in Eukaryota, Metazoa, Chordata, Actinopteri, Pleuronectiformes, Soleidae. Gene Ontology annotation, biological process: microtubule anchoring at centrosome. The transcript is spliced from 15 exons. Gene Ontology annotation, cellular component: centrosome. The record is from RefSeq and is a predicted model, not a curated record. Bases 54 to 3200 code for a protein of 1048 amino acids.
GAGAGUGGGGCGUUUGUCCUCAGGUGAACUUCUAUGAGAGAAGUCUGGAGCUGAUGAGACAGAGCAUGGAGGUGGAGCGUAAAGACAUCGCUCAGGUCUACAAGCUGGAGAUCAGUGAGCUGGAGGAGAACAAGGCUCAUGUGGAGCAGCAGGUGCAGCAGCUGAAGGACGAGCUGGACCGAGUUCAGAAGCAGCUCCACCAUGGAGGUGGAGGAGGAGGAGGGUGGAGCCACGAGCAGGAGCGCAGGAUGCAGCGGGAGAGGGCGGAGCUGGAGCAGAACUUUGCCCGGGAAAUCGGAAACCUGGUCCAGCGGCUGAGUGCGGAGAAAGAUCAGCUGGAGGCGGAGCUAAAGCUGAAGAUGGACCAGGAAGUGAUGGUGGUCAGGGAGGAGUAUGAGCAGCAACUCGCUCAGAUGAAGUGUCAUCACGCCGAGGGUCAGCGUCACCUCCUUCACCAGCUCCAUCAGGAGCGUCAGUGGCUGCAGGAGCAAAGAGGAUUCUGGGAGUCACGACUUGUCCAAUCAGAGCAGGAGAAACUGCGACACGAGAAAAGACGCAACGAAGAGCAGGACCUCCUUCUUGGUCAGUUCUCCUCAGAGAAGACGAGGCUGGAGGAGCAGGUGUACAGCUUACAGGACGCCGCUCAGAGCUCCGCCUUCCAUAUCAGCCAGUCAGAGGCCAGUCUGGAGGAGUGCAGGGGGCGCUGUGGUCAGUUAGAGGACGAUGUCAGAGCCUCACGUGGGCGGUGCCUGGAGCUGGAGGCUCAGCUGGAGGAGGCGUGUUCUCAGCUGGAGGAGAGCAUCGCCUUCCUGGAGUCUCACGAGAGUUUAAGUCGACGCCUGGAGGCAGAGAAGAGCGAGGUGGAGGCGGAGCUUCAGCUGGUGAAGGCCAGAGAGGGGGGGCUUGUGAGUCAGGUGAUGCAGCUGAAGGAGGAGCUUGGGAACAUCCAGGCCGCGUCCGACAGCCUCCUGCAGGACCGGGCGCUGGUGGCCGACAAAUGCAGCCGCCUCUCCGACGCCUUCGUCCAGCAGCAGGCUCAGCUCCAAGCCCGCGACCACACCGUCGGCGCCAUGAGGGCGGAGCUAGAGGAACUGCACCACGCCUCAAAGAGCAAAGCGGCCGAGCUGGACUCACUGAAGACAGACCGCACCAGACUGAUCCAGGAUCUGAAGGAGCAGGCGAUGGCGGUGGACAAGCUGCAGCUGCAGCUGGACAAGAGGAGGAGUGUCAAAGAGAGCCUGCAGGGGGCGCUGCAGCAGGAGUGGAGCAGGACGUCGCAGCUCUGCCACGGCGUGGAGGAGCAGGAGGAGGAGCUGUGUCGUCUGCGGCAGGAGAACGUGAGCUACGCCCGGCUCGCCGACCAGCUGUCCACGCAGAUCGUAGAGAUGGAGACGGAGAUCACGACGCUGCGGGAACAUCUGCGAGACGUGAGCGCGCAGCUCAACGACACCGCCGACCUCGUCCCGCAGCUCCGCACGCAGAUCAACGCCAACACCCGAGAGACGGAGCAGCUCCACGCCGACAAGGAGGCGGAGGCGGAGCGGCUGCGGCGGGCACUGCGAGACGCUCAGGACCAGCAGAGGGCGACGGAGGACAAGUUUGAAGAAGAGAAGAAGAAGAUGAGGCAGCAGCUGAUGGAGCUGGAGACGCUGGUCCUGGCCCUGGAGGAAGCCCCGCCCCCACAGAGACCACGCAGGACGCAGCUGGAGGAAGUUCGCGUGGAGAACAGCGCCCUCCAGGAGCAACUGAAGGUCCUGCAGCAGGAGGUCCAGAUCCUGGAGGACGAGGUUGACAAGAAGAGGAGCAAAGUGGACGAGCUGCAGAGAGAACACGAGCGCGGCCGAGAGGAGGAGGAGCGACUGCACAGGGAGAACUCCAGGUACAGAGAGGAAGUUCUGGAUCUAAGCGGUAGGAACCUGCAGCUGAGCAGCGACAAUGCCGAGCUGAGCGCCCGUCUCCAUGGAGACCAGGAGUCGCUGCGGCUGCUGCGGGAGCGCUUGGCAACUGUCUCCAAGGAGCAGGGGGAGGAGGGAGCCGAGGUGCGGCGGCUGCAGGCAGCGGUGACUCAGCAGGAGAGAGAGAAGCAGCAGGUGCAGGGGGCGUGGACACAGGAGCGCCACCUGCUGGAGGCGGAGCUGAGUUCCUGCAGGGAGAAGCUGAAGCGUGUUCCUGAGCUGGAGGCGGAGCUUAGCGGCGCCACGCUGAAGCUGCAGUGGUUGAACGAGGACAAGGUCAAAGUGCAGCGAGAGGCCGACGAUCGCAACCACCAGGUGGAGGCGCUGCAGCGCUCCAUUCUCGCGCUGGAGUCAGAGAACGAGCUGAUUCGCUCUCAGCUCCAUGCUGCCACGCGAGACAAACUCGGCCACGCCCAGGAAGUGACCGAGCUGCAGAGGAAGCUGGAGGACACUCGCAACAAGGUGGAGGAGCUGGAGGGGAGCGUGCGGACGCUGCUGCAGGAGAAGGAGGAGCUGUGUCGGGUCAUGGCGGUGCAGGAGGAGCGAGUGUCCGUCACGCUGCAAGAGGAGACGCACAGACUGAGUGUCCAGAACCAGGAGCUCCAUCACAAGCUGUCGGAGCUGCAGGUCAAAGGUCAGGAUGUGCAGAAACUGACCCAGGAGCAGAAGAGUCUGAAGAUGCAGCUGAGUGAGCUGGAGGCGGCGAGGACGCAGGCGGCGGACCAGGCGGCGCGGGCCGACGCCACCCUCAGUCUGGUGCAGGCGCAGCACACUCGUCAGAUGCAGGAGCUGCAGGAGCUGCAGGGGCGGGUCUACAGCAGAGGAGGAGGCAGCCACGAGCAGGAGCAGCUGGAGGGGCGGCUACUGGAGGAGCAGAGGCGGAGUCAGCAGCUGGAGGAGACACUGAAGCGUCAGAGUCAACAAAUCACCAUCAAGCAGGAUCAGUACGAGAAGACGGUGGCGUCGCUGCAGCAGAGGACGGACGGCGUGGAGCUGAAACUGAAGGCCGUGCAGACGGUUCUACAGGAGAAAGUCCAGCAGCUCAAAGAACAGCUGGCGAAGAACGCCAAGGUGAGCACUGUGAUGCAGGAAGUGUACGUGGAGAACAGUCAGCUGAUGAAGGCGCUGCAGGUCACAGAGCAGCGGCAGAAACACGCAGAGAAGAAGAACUUCCUGUUGGAGGAGAAAGUCGGCGCCCUCAACAGGCUGCUCAGAGACAUCGUCGCCGCAGCGCUCGCCACGUAGCUGUUCUACGCACGACACCUAGGGGGCACUGUUUGACACCUGUAACGGCGGCUGUAAGCUCCGCCUCCUGAAGCUGCUUCAGUGAGACUGUGGAGUGAAUUUCAGCCAAUGACAGAUCAUGUGACUUAGUUUUAUAAAGUUUUAAUGUUUACAUCAGUGUCAAAGUGUGACUGAGGUCAGGGGUCAGAGGUCGCGCUGCUUUAAUCACAUGAUCUGUUUCUGCCUGCUCACACCAAAGAUGUGAUGUCAUCGUCAGUAUUUCUUUUUUUUCUGUCAGGUACUUCCUGUUUUUGAUCAUGUGACCAGAAAUAAAACGUUUUAUCUAAAUGUC